GGGCUGAAAGGCAACAUGGGAUCAAUCGACCACAAGGGCAACGUAGUCAAUUUCCACAAGGCCACGCAGGAGUGCGUGGUCACCGAUAAGCCGUUGAUACCCGGACAGCAACCCAACGCUCUGUUUGACGAGUACGUCACAUGGCUUGCGGCCAUUGAGGAGAAACUGUUGGAGCAUGUCAUCGACAACCGAAACAUAUACAAGAAACUCGCAGGAGAUAUCACAGAGCCAAACCGACAGAAGGCCAUUGAGUUACUGCGAACGCGUUUCAAGUCUCCGCUACAUGAACAGGGAGGCAACCAAAAAGUAUCCUUUAAGGCGAAACUAUACCAAAAGAGAUAUAAACAGAAGGCCGAGCGCAAAGAGUUUGCAUGCGCACUCGAUGAAGAGCUGGCAGCGUCACACAACGUACAACGUACAGACAUUCCGGUGUUUGAGGCGAAUGGACAGCUGGUGCCGUUGGAAGAGCGCGUGCUGCGCCCAGAUGAUGUUGUGUCUCUACAGAGCAGGCUAUUCGUGCUGGACGACAGCACCGCAGUGAAGAAGUCGUUUACGCUUACGCGUCAUUUGGGGAGCGUGGUUAUCCUGCGCAAGGGGCUGCACGACUACACAAAGCUGCUGGAGAUGCAGAGGUGGCGUAAGGUGUCCGCUCUCAGAACGGGCGUGAAUAAAUGGUAGUGUGAGCACGAG
Sphaeroforma arctica JP610 is the source of this 690-nucleotide messenger RNA. RefSeq lists its product as hypothetical. The record is from RefSeq and is a predicted model, not a curated record. The transcript has 6 exons. The coding region runs from base 16 to 678 and encodes 220 amino acids. NCBI's taxonomy places the organism in Eukaryota, Ichthyosporea, Ichthyophonida.